AUGGUCGCGUGGCUGGCCUCUGACGAGGCUCAACACGUUAACGGGCAAGUCUUCCACGUAACCGAGGGUCUGGUCAACCUGCUAAACCAGCCCGAGCCAGUGAAGACCAUCCAAAAGGAUGGCAAGUGGACCGUCGAGGAGAUCGCCCGGGUGUUUCCCGCAACCAUCGGCCUGGAGCUCUACAACCCGGCGCCCAGCCAGGUGCGGGAGUAG
Molecule: messenger RNA, 213 nt
Organism: Geodia barretti
Lineage: Eukaryota; Metazoa; Porifera; Demospongiae; Tetractinellida; Geodiidae
Source: the annotation of a GenBank genome assembly